Molecule: messenger RNA, 1331 nt
Organism: Brassica napus (rape)
Lineage: Eukaryota; Viridiplantae; Streptophyta; Magnoliopsida; Brassicales; Brassicaceae
Product: protein SRC2
Exons: 4
Coding region: 243-839 (198 amino acids)
Biological process (GO): defense response
Source: RefSeq, a predicted model, not a curated record
UGAUUUUGGAUUAAACGGAGGGAGAAACUGACAAAAAAUAACAAUUAGGGUUUGAUUCAUACUGAUGACUUUAUAAAGGAUGAUUCAUACUGAUGACUUUAUAAAGGAUGUUUGAACCUGGCCAUGGAUUCUAGCUUUACAAAUGGGUUUACAACAAGUAUGGAACCACAUCAAUUUGCAAAAAAGAAGGGGUGGAAUUGUCCAUACAUUUUCUUAACUAGGUAUUAGUUCGCGUGGCAGCCAUGAAAGGUCCCACCUUAGAGCUUAAUAUCAACUCAGCAAGUGACCUUGAGAAUGUCAACUACAUCACUAAGAUGAACGUUUAUGCCGUCAUAACCCUUUUGGGCGACAAAAAGAUUCAGAAAGCGAAAACCGGUGUAGAUCACUACGGUGGAUCUAGCCCUAACUGGAAUCACGCCGUCAAAUUUUCCGUCAAUGAGAGAUUAGCCCGAGAAGGUCGUCUAACACUCGUCGUGGGAUUGUUCUCCAGUCGACUCCUAGGCAGUAAAGAUAUUGGUGAGGUCGAGGUCCCAUUUGGAUACCUCUUACCGUCAACUAAUGGUAACGGUAAUGGCCAUGAAAUGAAGUUUGUGACGUAUCAGGUGAGAACUCCGUCUGAGAAAAUGAAAGGUUCUUUGACUUUCUCGUACCGGUUCAGUGACACAACAGUCAUUUCCGGUCCGGCUUACCAACAGGUACCAGCUUCGUGGGCUUCGCCGAGUCAGCAUGGUUAUGGACCGCAUUGUUACAUGCCGCAGCCGCCACCGCCGCAGAAUGAAGAAAUAAGGUUGCAGAAAGCUGGUCUUGUUGUUUCAGCACUGUCAUUAUUUCGGCACUGAGGUUUAUGCUUUCAGAUAAAGAAACACAAGUCAUAUAAUGGGAAAAAACAGAUUAUAGUUGUAGGGAAGAAGCCCGAGUGAGCCAACGCUGCAUCAUGUCACCAUGGAAGCUUGGCUUCCGCUUUCGCAGAGAGGAUAUCCUGUUCCUAAUUGUCUUGUCAAUGUACCGAACCAUUUGACCCGCACUGAGGGGAGUGCCCUGAUGGCGCCUGCUGUUCCUCUCACGCCAAAUACUAUGGAUGCUAGCUUGGAGAGCAAGUUUCAGGAAACAUGUAUCAAUUUCCCUCCGGCGAUGAGAUAGAAGAGAUGUGACGGUGAUAGUCCAGUCGGGAUUCACACUUUUUUUUUAUUCAUUAAGUCUAGAUGGUUAAGAUGAUUAUUAAGAGCAUAUCCAUUUGACUCAGCUGAAAAUCAUGUUUUGUAUGUUUUUCUUAUUAAACUCUCUCUGAAAAUCUUUUUUUUUAUUAUUCGAGGAGCAUUUUAAAUAAUUAA